Messenger RNA from Cydia splendana, 554 nucleotides. RefSeq names its product serine/threonine-protein kinase atr-like. Gene Ontology annotation, biological process: telomere maintenance; protein phosphorylation; DNA damage checkpoint signaling. The record is from RefSeq and is a predicted model, not a curated record. The coding region runs from base 6 to 539 and encodes 177 amino acids. Gene Ontology annotation, molecular function: protein serine/threonine kinase activity. The transcript is spliced from 4 exons. NCBI's taxonomy places the organism in Eukaryota, Metazoa, Arthropoda, Insecta, Lepidoptera, Tortricidae. Gene Ontology annotation, cellular component: nucleus.
GACGCAUGUACGAAGAGAAACUGCUGCCGCGACACCCGCCCGUCUUCCAAGAGUGGUUCCGAAGGGUGUUCUCAGAUCCGUACGGCUGGUAUCAAGCACGAUCGGCUUACAUAAGGACGACUGCAGUUAUGUCAAUGGUUGGAUAUAUCUUGGGCCUCGGCGAUAGACACGGCGAGAACAUAUCCUUCGACUCAACGAACGGCGACUCCGUCCACGUGGACUUCAACUGCCUGUUCAACAAGGGCGAGUCCUUCGAGUGGCCUGAACGGGUGCCCUUCAGGCUCACGCACAAUAUGGAGGCCGCUAUGGGGCCGCUGAAGCAUGAGGGCAUGUUCAGGAAAAGCUGCGAAGCAGUGAUGCGUGCGCUCAGAGCUCAGACCGCCGCCCUAAUGUCUGUGAUUGGUCCAUUCGUGUACGAUCCGCUGGUGUCAUGGGGUCGCGCGCGACCCAUGGACUGUGGAGAACGGACGAAUGAGCAGGCCUUACAGCAUCUUAUACAUAUCCGACAGCGGCUGAAUGGACUAGUGAGUACAGUUUAGUGGCAUAGGUAUAUU